UUCGCGGGAGUGAACAUCACGCGCACGUGUCGUGAAUGUUUGUCAGAGGGGCUUCCUCAACAUCUAAUUCCAACUGUCUCCAACGAUUCAGACUGAUCCGGCUGAUCGAGGCUCUCCCCGAUGACAGAGAGCUCAGCUGGACUCUGCUGACAUGCGCACUCGGGAGGAAGUUCAGACCCAGAACUCCUGGACCCGCUCUGGGAAGACAAAACACCGGGAUGUUCAAACAGAAAGUUACCUGGAAGAACCGAGUGACAUUCCUGUGGUGGAGUGUCAGACUGAUGGACAGACCUGAAACUCCAAACUUUAAAGCUGCUAAAACUGGCAAAGAUGCUGAAGCCCAGAGAGGAUGAACAUCUACUGAACGUGUCCUGUGCAGCUGUUUGACUUUGAGGAGGAAGUGCAGCCCAUCCUAGAAAUUCAGUUUUGAAAAAGAAAAUGAAAAAACUAUAGCACCACUAUGGUGGUUUCUUCCAGCUGGUCCUUCUGCGUGCUGCUGUGGGAAAUAGUGACUCUUGGUGGGAAUCCGUACACGGGUAUCGCUCCCGAGCUGCUGUUUAACCUCCUGAAGACUGCUUACAGGAUGGAGAGGCCGGAGAACUGCUCUGAGGAAAUGUUCAGCCUGAUGCUCCGAUGCUGGAAACAAGAAUCAGACAAGAGGUCGACGUUCUCAGACAUCAGCAAGGAACUGGAAAAGAUGAUGGUGAAGAGUCAGGAUUACCUGGACCUGGCAGCGUCCACUCCCGCUGACGCCCUGCUGUACGACGACGUUCUCUCUGAAGAAGACACCCCACUAGUGGACUGUAAUAACGCCCCUCUCCCUCGAACCCUCCCCUCCACAUGGAUUGAAAACAAGCUCUAUGGUAGAAUCUCCCAUGCAUUU
Molecule: messenger RNA, 883 nt
Organism: Oryzias melastigma (Indian medaka)
Lineage: Eukaryota; Metazoa; Chordata; Actinopteri; Beloniformes; Adrianichthyidae
Product: proto-oncogene tyrosine-protein kinase receptor Ret
Biological process (GO): multicellular organism development; positive regulation of kinase activity; cell surface receptor protein tyrosine kinase signaling pathway
Cellular component (GO): axon; signaling receptor complex
Molecular function (GO): ATP binding; transmembrane receptor protein tyrosine kinase activity
Source: RefSeq, a predicted model, not a curated record